CUAGAACAUGGAAAGCCGUUUCAAAAUCUGGCAACACUGCGCUACCAGCUGUCCCUAUUAUAUAGGCACAUUAUUAUUAUUGGCCCCUUUUCGUUUUGAGAAUUUUAAAUAAAAUAUCGUAGCACAAGAUGGCUAAGGCACCGGAAAGCAUAUCCCUGGAUCAGCUGGAUAAGGAUCAAAUGAAGACGUUUUCCGACUUCCUGAUGUCCUACAACAAACUGUCCGAGAUUUGCUUCACGGAUUGCAUACGCGACUUUACAUCGCGGGAUGUGAAGGAUUCCGAGGAGAAGUGCUCGAUGAACUGCAUGGAAAAGUAUCUGAAGAUGAACCAGCGCGUAUCGCAGCGCUUCCAGGAGUUCCAAGUCAUUGCCAACGAGAACGCCCUGGCCAUGGCUCAAAAGACUGGCAAACAUUAGGUGUUAUAGCUGUUACAAACAAUCUUAACUAGUUUAGACAACUGAGAUGAUGCAUUUUCCUGCAUUUGUCAAAAUAGCUAAGUAAAGAAACGCGUUGACGGAAUCCCGAC
This is a messenger RNA of Drosophila erecta, 526 nucleotides long. RefSeq names its product mitochondrial import inner membrane translocase subunit Tim9 (gene Tim9a). NCBI's taxonomy places the organism in Eukaryota, Metazoa, Arthropoda, Insecta, Diptera, Drosophilidae. Bases 129 to 416 code for a protein of 95 amino acids. The transcript is spliced from 3 exons. The record is from RefSeq and is a predicted model, not a curated record.